This is a messenger RNA of Folsomia candida, 1354 nucleotides long. Its product is annotated as sushi, nidogen and EGF-like domain-containing protein 1. The record is from RefSeq and is a predicted model, not a curated record. The coding region runs from base 78 to 1250 and encodes 390 amino acids. The transcript has 5 exons. Gene Ontology annotation, cellular component: extracellular region. Gene Ontology annotation, molecular function: chitin binding. NCBI's taxonomy places the organism in Eukaryota, Metazoa, Arthropoda, Collembola, Entomobryomorpha, Isotomidae. Gene Ontology annotation, biological process: cell-matrix adhesion.
GAUGUUGCAUUAUAUUCACACUUUUCAAUCGAACGCUUCUCCAGCCAAACGGAAGUAAUUUGCAAACUUGCUGAAAAAUGUGGUCCGACUUUGCGACCAACGUCUUCCACGUCCUCCUUCGCGUUGGUCUUCACCAAUAUCAGCCAAAUGGCCAGUUGGGACAAUAUUCCUCCAACCCGACUGGACAAAUCCACUACACACCUGUAAUUGUUCCACGCGACGUGGUGGCGAAGUUACCCUCACUAUCACCCGAAGACUAUGGUGAGGAACGACGUCAUACUCACGUCCUCCAUGAAGGAUCUUCCGGUCUUCCACUUGGUUCCUUGAUUCCCUUCGGCCUGGGCAAAGGGGACGCCAUCCUGGCCAAAGUCGACGACGCCUUUGCCCCCAUCGCCCUCACGAAGGGGGACCCCUUCACCUUCUCCAACGUGACGUACUCCUCCCUCUUCCUGAACACGAAUGGAGGCAUCUCUUUUAAGAAAGGUAUCGCAACCUACAUCCCGUCUUGUAGUCCGGCCCCUGUCCCGAUGAUUACGCCGUUUUGGGCCGACCCUGACACGAGUUUAGGCGGGAAUAUUACUUAUCGCGAAGCCGCCGAUUCCGCCACGCUUGGAAAGGUUGACGCCUUCCUGCAAAAAGGGUUCCCCGGACAGACGACAGGACUCAAGUGGGCCUUCAUCAUGACCAUGGCAGACCUACCCUUUUGCCAUGCCGGGGCGCCCACGGAUUCCUGCCCAGGACUUGCCUUGAGAAACACGUUCCAAACCGUGUUGGCCAGAGGGAAGACGGAAUCGUAUGUGAUCUUCUUGUAUAAAAAGAUCCAGUGGACGGCAGCCCCCACGUACGCGUACGGUGACGGAGGAGAUGCUUGCACAGGACUCGGCGGCAAACAUCCUCCCGUUGCCGGAUUCGAUGCCGCGGAUGGCAAAACGCGCUUCCAACUGCCCACCUCCUGUUCCAAUGACGCCUUAAAAAUCGCCUCCACGACCAACAUUAAUCUUCCUGGCGCCUGGGUUUUCCGCGUCACUUCCGGCGCAGUGACACCUUGUGACGUCCAAUGUCUGCACAACGGUGACCUCCUGGCUGACCCGUACGACUGCAUGUCGUACUACCAGUGCUCCAACGGGACCCCGAUCAAGCACGUCUGCCCCUUCUACAAACCCGGAGAAAGGCUCGUUUUCAACCCUUUCAAGCAGGUUUGCGUCUGGAAAGGCGAGUACGCCUGCGAACCAAUCUGCACCAAAAAUUGAGAUGCGAUUCCACUUUAUGAAAUUAUUAUUCAGAUAAAUAAUUUAGAAAUUUGGCAGCUUAAUUAUUAAAUGUGUCCAAAUUUGGAAAACAAUAAUUUAAAAAA